AUGCGGCUUGGGCGGCCGGCGACCGUGAGGGCGUCCGGCCCGCGCGAGCGCGCCUUGGCGUCCUGCGGAACCGCCGGGAUCGUCCGGCGGCUCAGAUGGGCGCCGCUGCGUCGGGGAGGGUCCCGUCGCGCGGGGCGCGUCGCCGCCCCAAUGCGCGCCGUGGACGGCGGCGAGAGACCGCAGCCAGACACACCGCGUGCCCCACCGCCUAUGGCUUCCCAGUCUGCGGACGAGCCGUCGCCGAUCGAGAAGUUUCUGAACCCCAGCAAGGAUGACCUCCCGGACGACUUUCAGAUGCCCGUGUGGGACCACCUGGAGGAGCUGAGGGAGCGCGUGCUGGUGGCCACGAUAGCGUGCGGCGUCGCCGUCCUCACGUGCUUCGUGUUCUCCAAAGACCUGGUUGUGUUCCUGGAGGCGCCGGUGGCGGCGCAGGGCGUGCGCUUCCUGCAGCUCUCGCCUGGAGAGUUCUUCUUCACUACGUUCAAGGUGGCAGGCUAUGCUGGUCUGUUGGCAGCGGCACCCACCGUCAUCUAUGAAAUCGUGGCUUAUGUCAUUCCAGGCUUGACACGUUCGGAACGGAAGACUCUGGCUCCUAUUGUCUUUGGAUCAUCCAUUCUCUUCUAUGUUGGACUCCUUUUUUCCUAUGAGAUCCUGACCCCUGCUGCUCUGACCUUCUUUGUUUCUUACUCGAGUGGUGCGGUGGAGUCCCUAUGGUCCAUAGACCAGUACUUCCAGUUCGUUCUGGUUCUGAUGCUCUCCACAGGCCUGGCAUUCCAGGUGCCAGUGAUCCAGAUCCUUCUUGGGCAGACAGGCAUCGUGACCUCGCAGAUGAUGUUCGCCCAAUGGCGGUACGUGGUUGUGGGGGCAACCAUCGCGGCUGCCGUCCUCACGCCCUCCACUGACCCCUUCACGCAGACCCUCCUGGCUGCGCCCCUCAUCGCGCUCUACAUGGGGGGAGCCGCCGUCGUGAAGGCCCUGGAGACUUCUAAGCAGACCCAAGAGGCAUAA
Molecule: messenger RNA, 1008 nt
Organism: Ostreobium quekettii
Lineage: Eukaryota; Viridiplantae; Chlorophyta; Ulvophyceae; Bryopsidales; Ostreobiaceae
Source: the annotation of a GenBank genome assembly